AUGGCCAAGACCAUCGACAGCCAUACUGGCCAGGUCUACACCGAGUCAACCAUCAUCCCCUCUUUGUCCUCGUCCAAAGGGCCAUCCUGGGUACACGAGUCCCCGUUCUUGCCUCGAGGCUGGGAGGAGACCAGCCAGGCCGGGGCCCCCUCUCUGCAGCACUCUGCAAUGAUACAGCUCCUGUCGGAUCAGAGAAACCUACAACCUGCCCUGUUUGUCGACGUACCAUGGCGCAUCGCCAGCUAUCUUUGGGAUUGCCUUGGCAGGAGCAGGAAGAGAACGCUACACAGCUGGAAGCUCUUUGCAACAGCGUACCCCGAGCAAUUCCGAACCGUCAGCUCCUACCGCUCGGUGAAGAUCGAAGGCCCGAGGAUGUCCAUGCAAGAAUAUCUGGGACUGGUGAGAAGCGAUUCGCUGAGUUGGCGAGCAGUGUUAACGUUGGCCUCAUCAUUCGCCAGGGUCCCUGAACUCGUAGAGAUUGCCAGCAUCCGGAACCUGGUGGCACUGGAAAUUGCCACACCACCGCAUACGGCCCCUGUUCUAGACGAGACUCAGCCGCCGCUGGCCGCGCUCAGUGAUCGCAUCGUCCGGACGUGGAGUGAGCUGGCGCAGGAUGCGGGGGCGUUUGCGCAUCUCCGGGUGCUGGUCUUGUCCCAUCAGACGGACCUGUCGCGGCUAGCACUCCGGUACCUGCGAGGGUUUCCGUCAUUGCAGAUGGUUGUGGCUGAGGACUGCCCAGGGCUCGUCUCUGCGAGUGCAAGAAAUGCCGACGUUGAAGGUUGGGAGGUGGUUCUCGAACCAGAACGGGCCGAGACCCUCUACGAGUAUUACCAAUCGAUCGUCAGGGAUGAGGCGACAGAAUCGCCUGUUCUAGCCGACACCCCUGUUCUCGAUUUUCAGGUCGGACAAAAAACCGGCCGGGCACUAGGCAAAAGGCUAAAGAAGCCGCGACUGGUCUGCUUACGCCGCGCGAAAGCUUACGAGCGAGAACCGGCCCCGAAGAGGCCGAGAGUAGCAGCCAGCGCACAUCCCAAGCGAGCCGUGAUGAAGCAACGCAGUGCCAAAGAUCUGGGGGGGUUCUUGCAGGAGUUUUUGUGA
Molecule: messenger RNA, 1098 nt
Organism: Aspergillus ibericus CBS 121593
Lineage: Eukaryota; Fungi; Ascomycota; Eurotiomycetes; Eurotiales; Aspergillaceae
Exons: 2
Coding region: 1-1098 (365 amino acids)
Source: RefSeq, a predicted model, not a curated record